AUGGCUUGGAGACAGAAGUCGCAGACCCCGCCUUCAACGGUAAAACAGCUUCUUCCUCUGCUCAUCACACUCGUCGUACUCGGCUUGAUGGCCGUGGUCUGCUACCAAGUCUACGUGUCCUGGGUCAAAAUCCAGGCGCAGGCGCGCCAGCAGAUGGGCGAGAGCGUGGUCUUUAGUAGGGAGGGGGUGCGCGUCAAUGUGCAGGACAUAGGAUCCGAGUCGUACCUGGACAGGACGCAGCGCUGGUUCGUCAAGGCGUGGAAUCUUGGCACGACACCCAGCGCUCAGGAGCACGAAGAGGGUGCGAGGCGGAGGAGGAACGUCCUCGCAAAACUGAAAUCAGGCGAGAGGCACCACGACCACCAUCACGAAUGA
Messenger RNA from Chaetomium strumarium, 375 nucleotides. RefSeq lists its product as uncharacterized. NCBI's taxonomy places the organism in Eukaryota, Fungi, Ascomycota, Sordariomycetes, Sordariales, Chaetomiaceae. The record is from RefSeq and is a predicted model, not a curated record. Bases 1 to 375 code for a protein of 124 amino acids. The transcript is spliced from 3 exons.